Messenger RNA from Phascolarctos cinereus (koala), 1263 nucleotides. RefSeq names its product calcium homeostasis modulator family member 6 (gene CALHM6). NCBI's taxonomy places the organism in Eukaryota, Metazoa, Chordata, Mammalia, Diprotodontia, Phascolarctidae. Gene Ontology annotation, molecular function: monoatomic cation channel activity. Gene Ontology annotation, cellular component: plasma membrane. The record is from RefSeq and is a predicted model, not a curated record.
AUUUCUCCUCCCCAACCCAUUUCCCCACCUAUAUCGACUCUUGUCUUCCCCUUGCUCUACUGAAGAGAGCAAAGACCCAGCCGAGAAAACCAGGCAGGGGCAGUACGUGCCAGAUCUAGGGGUUCGGAGGAGAAAGGCAAGAGAGGAAGGAGGCCCAUGGAGCGGUUUAAGUCUGUGUUGGACCUGUUCGUCAAAUACCACACUGUUUUAGGCUAUAGCUUCUUGAGCCUGCUGGCAGCUGGCGGGGAGAGCCUCUUAUCCAGUGUAGUGUUCCAAUGCCCCUGCAGCGCUACCUGGAACCUUCCCUAUUCCCUCGUCUUCCUCCUGGUUCCCGCCCUGAUCCUCUUCCUUCUAGGCUGCCUGUUGAGCACCCGGGCCAAGCGGCUCGUGACAGGUUGCUGUGCGCCAGGUCGAGGGGAAGAAGAGUUCAGUGAAGCAGGCCAGGACUUGUGCACGGGGAUGGUGACAUGCUGUCACUUCACCUUGGCCUCUGCUGUAGCACCUAUCACUUGGAUCGCAGUGGCAUUACUCGGGGGAGGUUUCUAUGAGUGCGCAGCCAGUGGGAGCACCUGGGUAUCUUGGCAGUUGUGCCCAAAUCAAGAGGUCAAUUGUUCCAAGCAGCUGCCACAGGUGCCCUGCCAGAAAGGAAAGCCGGAGUGGAUCCAGGAUGUCUCGAAGGAACUCAAGGCGCAUUCCCAGGUGGCAGGUUGGACCCUGAUAGCUCUUGUGGUGAUUGCUCUUCUGAUUUUCACAUCCAUCAUUAGAUGCCGAUCUCCAGUUAAUUUUCUUCACCGUAAGUUCUGGAAACUAUAUUGUCGAAAGGAAGAAGAGAUGUUGAUGAAUGAAGCUAAGAAGCAUGCUACUGAAUUGGCAGAAGAGAAUGUCAAAUGCUUCUUUGACAGCUCCCAGCCAAAAGAGUUCAGAAUACCAAAUUAUAAAGACUGGGAGAAUAUCUCAUUGCAAUAUACAUUCAGUCCUGGAAGUCAAUAUUACAGUAUAUUACACAAGUAUGUUAACAAACAGAAGGAUGACUGUAAUAUUCAACCAUGAAGUAAAGAAGUUGUGAAUCCUAUUCUAAGUUUUGUGGAUUCACCUGAUUUUACCAAUUCUAUUAAUGUAAUAUAAUAAUAAAUAAACAUUAUAUGAUACAGCAUAAUGUUUUAUGUAGAACAACAUAACUAUAUGUAGAAAAUAUUUCCUAUUUCUACUUCCUUUUGAUAGACAGUAAUUUUGCUAAUAAACAGGUUUGCAAUUCUACCAUAA